AUGACGACUCGCCUUGCCGCGCGCACUGUCCGGUCAUCCAUCAUGUCCGUCGCUGCGGAAUGUAAACAUCUCCGGCCGCGACGAUUCGCGCCUCUUGAUCCCACUCGGGCAUCGGAUGCACCGCCGUUGAAGGGGAUCGUGUUUGACGUAGAUGGGACCUUGUGUCUACCGCAACAUCACAUGUUUAAUGAAAUGAGAGAAGCACUCGGAAUUGACCGCUCAACCGACAUCCUCCACCACAUCCGCGAUCUCCCGACAGCCGAAGACCAAGCCGCAGCCGUGGCCAAGGUCCAAGGCGUAGAGAGACGAGCCAUGCUCGACCAACAGCCCCAGCCCGGUCUGACUCGGCUAAUGGACUACCUGCAGUCACGCAGUCUCCGACGGGGGCUGUGUACGCGGAAUUUCGAAGCACCCGUGCAGUAUCUCAUUCAGAACUACAUGCCGAGUCAUGUAUUCCUACCCAUCAUCACGCGGGACACCCCGAAUGUCAUUCCCAAGCCUGACCCGGCGGGAAUCCUGCAUAUUGCCCGGGAAUGGGGAUUGACGAAUCGCGCAGAGAACAUGAUUAUGGUCGGAGAUAGCAUCGAUGACAUGACAUCUGGUCAUAUGGCAGGUGCAGCAACGGUCUUGCUCGUGAAUGAGCGCAAUGCUCAUCUUCAAGAGCAUGCCCAUACAGAUCUGUGUAUCAGCCGGCUGGAUGAGUUGGUUGAUAUCCUUGAACAAGGAUUUGUUGGUACUCGUGAGCCCGAGUGA
Penicillium cinerascens is the source of this 753-nucleotide messenger RNA. Its product is annotated as putative haloacid dehalogenase-like hydrolase. Bases 1 to 753 code for a protein of 250 amino acids. The record is from RefSeq and is a predicted model, not a curated record. NCBI's taxonomy places the organism in Eukaryota, Fungi, Ascomycota, Eurotiomycetes, Eurotiales, Aspergillaceae. The transcript has 5 exons.